AUGCCUGUGAAGAUUGUUUACGAUCCUGAUGACUCCGCGGGACGCGUUCCCAACAAGAAUAUCAAGCACAGGAGCCUUGUCAACGGCAAGGUUAUCAAUGUCAAAAUGGGCACUCCUGACGACUACAAAAAGGUUCUACAAACCAAAUCGAGUACCCAGCGACUUAGUGUCAAUCCAGAUGUGCCGAAGACCCUGACUCCCAAGGGUUACACUAAGGAAAUAAAUCCACGUGCCGAUUUCAUUGUGGCUGGAGCUGAUAGAGGAGAUGUCGUUCAAGGUCAACUUGGCGAUUGUUGGCUUCUGGCUGUAAUCUCUUCAAUGGCCGACAUCACCGAACUCUUUAACCACAUUGUGCCGAAGGGUCAGACGAUCCAAGGCCCCGACUAUGUGGGCGUCUUCAAGUUUCGUUUCUGGCGGUUCGGCCAGUGGGUGGAGGUGUUGGUAGAUGACCGCCUGCCCGUUGUGGCUGGUACCAAUGAAAUGAUCUUCAUGCACUCCGAUGAGUGCAACGAAUUUUGGUCUCCACUGAUGGAGAAGGCCUACGCCAAACUGAACGGGUGCUAUGCCAAUCUCUCGGGCGGUACUCAAGGUGAAGCAAUGGAGGAUAUGACUGGUGGUCUGGUAGAAUCAUUGGACUUGAAAAAGGUCCCUGGUCCGGAGUUUUACAGUGAUGUGCACAAGUAUCUUAAGCGGUGCUGUCUAAUGGGCUGCUCCAUUACCUCCAAAGAGAUUGAGGCCAAACUAAACAACGGUCUGAUCGCUGGACAUGCCUACAGUGUAAAUGAUUUGGAGGACGUGACCUACAAGGGGUCAAAGGUUCACCUUUUACGAGUUCGUAAUCCCUGGGGCAAUAACUACGAGUGGAAGGGUGAUUGGUCGGACAAUGCACCCCAGUGGCGUGAUGUGAGUGAAGCCGAUAAAACACGUCUGCAUCUUCGUUUCGCCGCAGAUGGUGAAUUCUGGAUGUCCAUGGAUGACUUCAUGAAGUGUUUCACCAAGCUGGAGGUCUGCCACUUGGGUCAUGAGUCUCUUGAGGAAGGCAUGACAGUGAAGGGGAAGAAACGUCUUGAAGAGACCUUCUUCAGCGGUGAAUGGGUCAAGAACGUCAAUGCGGGCGGCUGUGCCAAUUUCCGAGAUCCGACUGAUGACCAGGAUAAGUCUACUGUUGUUAUCGGUUUGAUGCAGAAGAACGUGAGGAAGAGGGGAGGUGGCAAUUUCUUCACCAUUGGCUUCUGUGUCUAUAAGGUUAGCCAUGUCACUAAAAGUAUGCGUUUUUUUUUGAGCGUAAUGCGGGGGCGUGGAGGAUUAAGAAAUGCCCUUCUUUUCUACCCUUUUGGGCAGAUCCCAUCAAACACGGAGGGUUUGCUAAAACGCGACUUCUUCAACACGAACCGACCAAUUAGCAUCUCGGAGUUCACCAACACCCGUGAAGUGGUUGUCAAAUUGCGAGUGAUGCCUGGUUGCUACCUCAUUGUGCCAAGCACUUUUAACCCCAACCAGGAGGCCCAAUUCAUCAUUCGUGUCUUCACUGAGACUAUAAUUAAGGAGUCCGAGUGUGAUGACAAAAACAGCUUCAAGGGGUUAUCUGAGAAUGAAGACGACUUUGUGGACAGUCUUUUCAACUCGGCCAAGGAUCCUGUCACAAAUUCCAUCAAUGCCGAACAGUUGCGUGAUAUUUUGAAUAAAUCCACCAUGAAGUGCAAAAUGGAGUAUGAUGAGUUUAAGAGGCUCUGGGAGAAUUGUCAGUGCUGGAGGGUGAGUUCGGUAGCUACUGUGAUGUGUUUGAACUUAACUGAAGCACAAGAACGAAGUCAUAUUUGCGAUUUAUGCCUCAAGGAUGUUUUCGCCCAACGCGACCGCGAUGCCAGCAAAACUCUCAAUGUCACCGAGCUGCGCGAGGCGCUUAUGAGUGCUGGUUUUCACCUCUCCGGUCUUGUCUUUACCGUGGUGGUUCAACGCUUCGUCACGCAGAAGUUGAAUGCGGUGACGUUUGAGGACUGGCUUAUCUGCUGUGUCCGUUUGAAAAACAGCUUUGAGACUAUGAAGGCGCAGUUCAAGACCAAUGACGGCAACCUCAUGUUCACCGAAGAUGAUGUCGCAGGCAGAAAGCCGGAACUGGACUGA
Molecule: messenger RNA, 2124 nt
Organism: Echinococcus granulosus
Lineage: Eukaryota; Metazoa; Platyhelminthes; Cestoda; Cyclophyllidea; Taeniidae
Product: Calpain
Exons: 15
Coding region: 1-2124 (707 amino acids)
Biological process (GO): proteolysis
Cellular component (GO): cytoplasm
Molecular function (GO): calcium ion binding; calcium-dependent cysteine-type endopeptidase activity
Source: RefSeq, a predicted model, not a curated record